CUUUCCCCUCCCUUAGACUAGUUCGCUUCCCGCAGCAUUGGGAAGCUGUCACUGCCAGUGUCCCUUCCCUUCCCAUGUGUAAGGUCUUCUCUUACACUUUCCUCUCUGUUGGGGACCAAUGAGAACAUCUCUAAAAGUCAGACAACGUCCUCCUUUUGCUCCUUUUCACGGACAGUUCUUUCCGCUUGUCUUGGGCUGAUCCGUCCGAACCAUUAUCUAUAUACGAGAUCAAGAUAUCCCCGCCCAGCGCCAGCCUUUUUCAGAUCUCCCAAACGGCCCGCUUGGAAAGCCAAUCGUUUAGAGGAUAACCCGGCCGUCUUCAGCUUUCCUUUCGCCUCUCCAAGGAUAGAAGGGUGGAUAUCACAGCAGGGCUCCAGAGAUUCUCGAACUUUUUUUUUACCUAAAACUUCCAACCAGGGGGGCGCACUCCUCAUCCCACCCUUUAUCCAUUUCCAUUUGUCCACAAACCCAGAAGCGAAACGCGAGUGUGGCGACACUUUAGGGAAAGACGAGACCGGACCGGGGAACGUCACCUAUACCUAUACCUUGCGCGUUCCCGCCGCUGCUGCUGCUUCUGAUCUUGUUGACAGGAAGUUUACCAUUGACAUUUCCUCCCAACUACGACAACACCACCACACUUUCACACAUCGCACUACACCACAGCCAGCGUAUUUUGAUUUUCUUGACGUUCUCGACAAAAUCUAAUAUCUAAUCUCCCCUCUCACCACCACCCAUCCCCUCUCCUCCCUCAAAGCCGCGAAAAUGCCCGCCAACACCCCAACAAAACAGCGCAAAAUCGCCAUUGUCGGCUCCCGCUCCGUCGGUAAAUCCUCGCUCGCGGUCCGCUACGUAGACGGGCACUUUGUUGAGUCGUACUACCCCACCAUCGAAAACACCUUUAGCAAAGAGAUUCGGUACAAGGGGCAGGACUAUUCGACGGAAAUUGUCGACACUGCGGGCCAGGAUGAGUACAGCAUCCUGAACAGCAAGCACUUUAUUGGGAUUCACGGGUACAUGCUGGUGUACUCGGUCAGCAGCCUGCCGAGCUUUGAGAUGGUGCAGGUGAUUAGGGAUAAGAUUUUGAACCAUUUGGGAACGGACUCGGUCCCCAUCUGCAUCGUGGGUAACAAGUGUGAUCUUCGUCCUGAGCAGCGACAGGUCACGCCGGAAGAGGGGAAGGCGCUUUGCGAAAAGUUCAAGUGCGCGUGGACCGAGGCGAGCGCGAGGUAUGAUGAGAAUGUAGCCAAGGCGUUUGAGCUGUUGAUUGGGCAGAUUGAGAAGACGCAGAAUCCUGGGGAGGAGGUGGGGGGGAGUAAGUGUGUUUUGAUGUGAAGGAUGGGAAGAGGGGAGAAGAGGUGGGGUAAUGGAUCGGAGAUACCCAAGAGAGAGAAGUAAGGAGAGGGGGUAAUGGACCUGGAAUGGGACACAACAACGUUUUUUUUUGUUUUGGUGAUUGGUUGCGGGGCUAGGGAGUAAAGCAGGGCAUGGUGAAAGUGUCUUGUUACUUUGCUGGUUUGCCGCUGGGUUGGUUGUCACAGUUGUGAAGUGCCCUCGUUUUCAACAGGGGCAUGUUCUCUACGUUUUUUUUUUUUGUUCACGAUUUGAUAUGCGAUGUAUGAACCGGGGGAGGUUUUACGUUUUCUUGUCUUUUCUUUUUUCAUCAUCUGUUUUCUUUUUCUCGGCCGAGGUCGGCAACGGUUAUAUGUUUCGGGAAAGGGAUGGGGAAACGAGAAACGAGGGGGCGUCGAACGGGUUUUGCGGUUGUUUGUUGAUGUCUAUUUUGUGUCAUGUUGUGUAUGAUGAAGCGGGCGGUAUAAGUCACAGGGGGUCGAUCCUACCAUGCAUAUAUCUUUCACACAAAAUAAAUAAAUCUACAACACCCUUUACGGUUGUUGUUUUUCUUUUUUUCUUCUUCGAC
Messenger RNA from Podospora pseudopauciseta, 1918 nucleotides. It is a transcript of the gene RHB1, whose product is annotated as GTP-binding protein. NCBI's taxonomy places the organism in Eukaryota, Fungi, Ascomycota, Sordariomycetes, Sordariales, Podosporaceae. Gene Ontology annotation, molecular function: GTPase activity; GTP binding; GDP binding. The record is from RefSeq and is a predicted model, not a curated record. The transcript has 3 exons. Gene Ontology annotation, cellular component: plasma membrane. The coding region runs from base 763 to 1332 and encodes 189 amino acids. Gene Ontology annotation, biological process: small GTPase-mediated signal transduction.